AUGGCUGUGAUAAGUUUUGGUUCCGCAAGUACAUUAGAAACUGGUCAACGUCGUAGAAAUGCAUGUUCAUUACCUUUACAUUAUAUACAAAUAUUAGGAAUAAUUGUUAUCAUAUUUCUUAUUUUAAUGAACUAUCUAACAUUAUGUGUUAAUAUUCCAACACAUCAUUGGCAAUGGUUAAGUAUUGUUAUAUCAUCAAUAAUUAUUCUUCCAUUUUUAAUUGCUUUCAUUAUCAUAACAUUUUUGGAUCCAGCUGAAGAUGCAGUAAUAAAUCAAAGUCGUGGGCCGAAAGCUAAUUUUGAUCGUCGUGUUCAUGAACAUGUUAUAACAAAUCUUUAUUGUAAUAUAUGUGAAGUACAUGUUACAGCUAAUGCAAAACAUUGUUCAUCAUGUAAUAAAUGUAUUUAUUCAUUUGAUCAUCAUUGUAUCUGGCUCAAUACAUGUGUAGGAGGAAAAAAUUAUCGUCUAUUUUUUUCGAUGUUAAUAUUAAUUGUUGUUGGAACAUUAUUUAUAUUCAUAAAUAGUUUACUUCAAUUUAUUGGUUCAUUUCAAGAUACAUCUUCAAAAUUAAGUUUAACACCCUACUAUAGUUUUGAUCAAUAUGCUGUACUAAUGAUUUCUUCAUCAAAAGUUGCAUUUCAAGUUCUAUCAGCCAUUGUUUCAUUUAUCUCUCUCGUUACUUGUGGAAUGACUGGAUAUCUUCUUGCUUUUCAUAUUUAUUUAUGUUAUAAGCAUACAACAACAUAUGAUUUUGUCAUUAGUCGACGGCAUAAUCGUACAGUUGAUGAAACUAUAUUACAAUUUAAUCAAUUAGGUCGAAAUCCGAAUAGUAUAUCAACAGAAACAACAGGACAAUCGACGAAUUUAUCAAGAUUUUUUCCUCUAAAGAGAAAAAAGAAUAAUCGAGUCGCAACUACACAAGCAAAUGGUCAUAAUAUAUCUAAUGAUUCAAAUCGUAAUCAAAAUGGACAGGUUUUUACAAUUGAAGGACAUAAUAGAGAUAAUCCACGACAGUUACAAGUACGUCAAAGUACAAAUCGAGAAUCGUGUGUUUAUAAUAGCUCAUAUGAAGGAGCCGAUGAACAAAAUCAAGAGUAA
This is a messenger RNA of Rotaria sp. Silwood1, 1098 nucleotides long. The record is from the annotation of a GenBank genome assembly. NCBI's taxonomy places the organism in Eukaryota, Metazoa, Rotifera, Eurotatoria, Philodinida, Philodinidae.